This is a messenger RNA of Triplophysa rosa, 809 nucleotides long. RefSeq names its product Tp53rk binding protein (gene tprkb). The record is from RefSeq and is a predicted model, not a curated record. Gene Ontology annotation, biological process: telomere maintenance via recombination; tRNA threonylcarbamoyladenosine modification. NCBI's taxonomy places the organism in Eukaryota, Metazoa, Chordata, Actinopteri, Cypriniformes, Nemacheilidae. The coding region runs from base 92 to 619 and encodes 175 amino acids. The transcript is spliced from 4 exons. Gene Ontology annotation, cellular component: cytosol; EKC/KEOPS complex; nucleus.
ACAUUAUUUUAAUUCCGUCUGUGGGCGGCACAUGAAGUGUGUGUAGUUGAAUCGUGUUUCGCUGUGAAAACAGUUAAGAAUAAUAAUUAAAAUGCAUCGUGCGCAUGAUUUAGAGCUAUUCCCGGAAUACACAGUAACUCAGCUGCUAUUUAAAGAUCUAAAGAAUGCGGCAGAGUUGAGAAAAAUGGCAGUGAAUAGCGAAAUUAAAGGCGCUUUGAUUAACCCAACAAUGGUUGUGGAUGCAUUCCAGAUUCUGGUUGCCGCAAAUAAAGCGGUUCACCUGCAUAAAAAUGGAAAAAUGAAGACCAGGAGUAUGUACUCUGAAAUAAUUUUUAAUCUAUCACCAACAAACAAUAUAUCUGAAGCUUUCAAAAGGUUUGGGAUCUCAGACAGUGACAACGCUGUUUAUAUUGUGUUAGUACACAAUAAAGAAGAAACACUCAAUGUUGAUGACAUCAUCUCAAAGGUGGAUGGACAACAGAUUGAUGUUGAUCAAGUGUCUGAAUUCACUGAUGCUGCUAAAGUUAAAAAGCUAUACAAAGUUGCACCAUUGGAGGAAAGGUGUGGGAGUCUGUUGGAUGCUGUUGUGUGCAGGAUGGCCACAAAAGAUGUUGCAUAGUUGUUGGUCUUUAAACAAAUGUAUAUUCAUUGGACUCAUAGUGAGUCUCCUGUGUUUAUAUGUUAUUGGCUAAUGUAAAUGUAUCUUUAAACCACAUAUCGCAAAAGACUGGUUUAAGGGUGUUUUGGAAAAUUACAAAUGUUUAAAGACUUCUGACUAAAGUAUGAAUAAAAUCUUUUUUUUCAUUGGC